AUGAAAACUUAUAGCUGUGGACCGGCGACUCUCUGUAGAUCUCCUAGCCUCCCUGCCAAACCUUUGGCAGCUGUCGCCGCCGUCCUGCCGCUUGCAGCAAGCCUUCUUUGUAGUACGAUCCCUGCUGCGGCAGUAAGUGAAUCUGCCGCAGCUGGGUCUGAAGGAGUAGCAGUAUCCCAUGAGUCAUCCGUAGUAGGCAUGCCUUCCUCUGGAACGGCGGCUGCAGCCGCGGCUGCAGGCGGCGACCUUGGCGCUUACAGCUCAGGAUCCCUCCCUGCAGCUCUUCCCAAGGUGAUGAGGGUUCGGCUUUUUGGUUCAAUGUUUUCAUACGCUUACUACUUUUUGGAUGUCAUGGUUGGUACUCCUCCGCAGCGAGAGAGCGUCAUUCUUGAUACUGGAAGCUCGCUUCUCGCCUUUCCGUGCAGUGGCUGCGAGUACUGCGGCACACAUUUGGACUCCCUGUUUAAUCCUGCUCUUUCUUCCACCGGGAUGUGGGUAGAUUGCAGAGACACUCUAAAGUGCUUCGGAACGUGCGGCGGCAGGCAGCGGCUGGGUGCCCCUGCCGGCAGCAACAGCUGCGGCUAUACACAAACGUACAGUGAGGGCAGCAGCAUUUCAGGCAUCUACUUCUCGGACAAGGUUUCUAUUGGAGCAGCGGACCAACACAAUCCCAGUAUUCGAUACGACUUCAUUGGCUGCCACGUGCGGGAAACCUCCCUGUUUGUUACGCAAAAGGCCUCUGGAAUAUUCGGAGUUUCGUUUCCCAAGGGUUUCAGACAGCCAACGCUCAUCGACGUCAUCUUUCAACAGGGCCUGGUCAGGGACAAACUGUUUUCUAUAUGCAUAUCUGAGGACGGCGGCUUGUUGACAGUCGGAGGCAUAGAGCCAGGUCUUGUUGACUACAACGUUACCUUGGGAUCUUCGCGUGUGUCACCGUCUUCCAGGAGUUCUGAGUCGCUUGUAGAGGGAGAUAAGGCUGUUGAGGACACUGGGAGGGCCCCCGAAGAGGCCCUGAAGGGGGCCCCCCCUUUGGGGACAAGCCCUGACCCAAUGCCACUGAUAGCUUGGACGUCGUUUACCUCGCGUGCGGCUUACCGAGUGCAGAUCGCGCAAAUGGAGGCGGACGGAGUGGUCCUUGGCAGGGGGGAAAGCUCUUUCGGCAAGACGCUCGUUGAUUCAGGCACGACGUAUUCCUACUUCCCGCCGGCUGUGUUUGCUGCAUGGAGACAAGUUUUGAACAAGUACUGCAGCCCUGCCCUCUUCUGCCAGCGGGAGAAGGAUGGUCGGCCUUGCUGGCGAGCUACCUCUGACUCAUUCCUUGCGUCACAGCUCCCCGUAAUCAAGCUUACAUUUCAAGAGGGGCAGUCCAUAUCCUGGGCCCCCCAGAGCUACUUGUACAGGCGCACCGGAGGGUUUUGGUGCGAUGGCCUUGACGACAACCACGCGCAGGAGAGUGUUUUAGGCCUGUCCUUUUUUAAGCACAAACAAAUAAUUUUUGACCGCGAAGAGCAUCGUUUAGGAGCCAUCAACGCAAGAUGCCCCAACUACUUCCUGGAGGAGAGGCCUCAACCCCCAGAUGGUGGUAGGCGACUAAACCUGCCUCGAGCACAGCUUAGAAACCCCAGUACAUAUGCGGCCCUAGAGCGCUGCGAGCCAGUACCGACGGACCGCAAAGCGACAUUUGGAAGAGUUAGCCGCACCGACUGCCUCUCGUUGGAGCCAUGCACCGGUUCCACAUGCCCGCAUCUGCGCUUGUUUGAGGCAAGGAACUUGGGGUUUGCAGCGCAGGGUUUCCAUACGGUAUGCCGGUGUUGCCGCAGGGACGGAAAAUGUGGAGAAGGUGCCGCUUGUUCCGGAAAGCUUUAG
This is a messenger RNA of Cyclospora cayetanensis, 1866 nucleotides long. RefSeq names its product aspartyl protease family protein 1. Gene Ontology annotation, biological process: proteolysis. The record is from RefSeq and is a predicted model, not a curated record. The transcript has 7 exons. NCBI's taxonomy places the organism in Eukaryota, Apicomplexa, Conoidasida, Eucoccidiorida, Eimeriidae. The coding region runs from base 1 to 1866 and encodes 621 amino acids. Gene Ontology annotation, molecular function: aspartic-type endopeptidase activity.